Molecule: messenger RNA, 573 nt
Organism: Mycena indigotica
Lineage: Eukaryota; Fungi; Basidiomycota; Agaricomycetes; Agaricales; Mycenaceae
Exons: 6
Coding region: 1-573 (190 amino acids)
Biological process (GO): intracellular protein transport; vesicle-mediated transport
Cellular component (GO): cytoplasm
Molecular function (GO): GTPase activity; GTP binding
Source: RefSeq, a predicted model, not a curated record
AUGGGAGCAAAUUUAUCCAAAGCAUUAGGCGAGCCCUGCUCUGUUGACGUUGAGAAAGGCAAGAUUUUCGGCAACAAGGAGAUGCGUCUCCUUAUGCUCGGACUCGAUGCCGCCGGAAAGACAACAAUUCUGUAUAAACUAAAGUUAAACCAGUCCGUCACCACCAUCCCUACCGUCGGAUUCAACGUCGAGACAGUCACUUACAAGAACGUGAAAUUCAACGUAUGGGACGUUGGUGGGCAGGACAAGAUUCGGCCCCUGUGGCGACACUACUACACCGGCACCCAGGGUCUCGUUUUCGUGGUCGACAGUCAAGACAGGGAACGACUAGACGAGGCUAAGCAGGAACUGCAUCGGAUAUUGAGCGACAGGGAGAUGAAGGAGUGUCUUUUGCUUGUUUUUGCCAACAAACAGGAUUUGCCUGGUGCUAUGUCCCCCGCGGAAGUAACGGAGAAGCUCGGGCUGCACAAAAUGAAGGAUCGUUCGUGGUAUGUCCAUCCAAGUUGUGCAACUACGGGAGAGGGUCUGUUUGAAGGUCUGCAAUGGCUGUCGCAGAACGUAAAACGACAGUGA